Cloeon dipterum is the source of this 903-nucleotide messenger RNA. RefSeq names its product eukaryotic translation initiation factor 3 subunit f1 (gene eIF3f1). The record is from RefSeq and is a predicted model, not a curated record. Bases 29 to 859 code for a protein of 276 amino acids. Gene Ontology annotation, molecular function: metallopeptidase activity; translation initiation factor activity; translation initiation factor binding. The transcript is spliced from 6 exons. Gene Ontology annotation, cellular component: eukaryotic translation initiation factor 3 complex, eIF3m. Lineage: Eukaryota; Metazoa; Arthropoda; Insecta; Ephemeroptera; Baetidae. Gene Ontology annotation, biological process: translational initiation.
GGGGCUGGAGUGAAGUAGUCCGACCACGAUGGCGUUCAACGUUGUUGUUAAAGUUCAUCCCGUGGUUUUAUUUCAGAUUGUCGACUCGUACGAGCGUCGAAAUGCCGAUUCCUUAAGGGUUAUUGGCACGUUGCUAGGAUCAGUGGAAAAGGGUGUUGUAGAAGUUUCCAACUGCUUCUGUGUUCCCCACAGAGAACAUGACAAUGAGGUGGAAGCUGAACUUGUCUACGCUGCGGAGCUUCGAGACCUCAAUGCUCGCGUGAAUACUCAGGAAAAUGUGGUUGGUUGGUGGGCAACUGGCAAUGAAGUCACCAGGCACUCGUCUUUGAUCCACGACUAUUACACCAUUGAGUGCCCGAAUGCCAUCCACCUUACCCUGGACACGACCCUGCAGGGCACUUCCAUGGGUAUCAAGGCUUAUAUCAGAGUUCCAAUUGGAACGCCCAGUGGUAACAACGGCAGCAUGUUCACCACGGUGCCGGUCGAAAUCACAUGCUACGAGCCUGAAAGAGUUGGACUGCAACUCAGCUCAAAGACCAUUGGAAUCAAGAAAUCAGUCGAGCCAGUUCAUGAGCUGGCUCAGGUGUCUGAAGCCACUGGUAAUGUCUUGUCCAUGCUUGACACCGUGCUGGAUUAUGUGAAUGAAAUUCUGGCUGGACGCAACAUCUCCCCUCAAGACAACGCAGUGGGUCGAGCUCUUCUUGACAUGGUCAACUCUGUACCCAAGAUGACGCCAGAAGAAUUUGAAAACAUGCUGAACUCCAACAUUAAGGACCUUUUGAUGGUGAUUUGCCUCUCGCAGCUUACCAAAACGCAGAUUCAGCUGAACGAAAAACUCACUUUGUUGACAACUCUUUAAACUUAGGCAGUGAAAUAAACUUUGGAAUAAGUGGCUAAAACAAA